Messenger RNA from Phytophthora nicotianae INRA-310, 1335 nucleotides. Its product is annotated as 8-amino-7-oxononanoate synthase. Gene Ontology annotation, biological process: biosynthetic process. Bases 29 to 1273 code for a protein of 414 amino acids. The record is from RefSeq and is a predicted model, not a curated record. NCBI's taxonomy places the organism in Eukaryota, Oomycota, Peronosporomycetes, Peronosporales, Peronosporaceae. The transcript is spliced from 2 exons. Gene Ontology annotation, molecular function: transferase activity; pyridoxal phosphate binding.
CGUCAACAAUUGACAAGCUGGUGUGUCAAUGACGCGGGUGGACGAGAAGCUCGGCCGCGCGCUGGCUCGCCGUCGUACUGUGGGCACGCUGCGCACGCUGCAGGUGCAGGAUGAGAAUGUUCCUGCCGCCGUCGAUUUUUACUCGAACGACUAUCUGGGCUUCGCACGCUCGCAGCCACUCAAGGAGCUCGUGAAGACGCGUCAGAAAGAGCUACAGAGCCAGCACAUGCACAUGCUGGGGGCCACGGGCUCGCGACUCAUUUCAGGCAACUCACGGUUGUUUAUGGAGACGGAGAAGAAGCUGGCUACUUUCUACAACAGUGAGGCAGCGCUGCUGUUCAAUUCAGGCUACGCUGCCAAUGUGGGCGUCAUGUCUUGUGUACCACAAACCGAGGACGUGAUUCUUUACGACGAACUGGUACACAACUCGUGCCACGAAGGAAUUCGAUUGAGUCGCGCGUACGCGAACGACCGCUCAUUCUCCUUCAGACACAACGAUCUGGAGGAUCUCGAACGUAAACUACAAAACUACUCGUCGUCUUCAAGCGGAGACGAUGCGCACAAACCGUGUGUAUAUGUGGUGGUAGAGUCACUGUACUCUAUGGACGGCGAUUUCGCUCCAUUGGAUGCUAUGGCUUCGCUUUGUGAGAAGAUGGACGCGUUUCUAAUUGUCGACGAGGCUCACAGCACUGGCGUCUACGGUCCUCACGGUUCCGGUGUUGUACGUGAGUUGGCUUUAGAACAAAAGUAUGAGAACGCUAUCGUGUGUCGCGUUCACACAUUCGGCAAGGCCAUGGGCUGCCACGGCGCUGUAGUGUGCGGAUCCCAAGUGCUGAUCGACUAUCUGGUCAACUACGCGCGGUCCUUCAUCUACACGACCGCAUUUCCAUUCGACCAGCUCGUAUCAAUCAUCGCUGUACACGAAUUCUGUGCUAGCCUCGCAGCCCAAAAACUACGCAAUCAUGUCAUCGAACUGGUGCAAUAUUUCAAGGGCAAGAUAAGCCGUUGUCCGAAUAUCCCGCACGAUGCUCUCCUAGCCAGCGAUUCUCCUAUCCAAGGUGUCGUAUUCGAAGGCAACCAUCGUGUAUUGAGGGCUUCCCAGCAGAUGAACGCGAUGGGAAUCCGUGUGAUCCCCAUUCGCUCCCCGACUGUACCGAAGGGUGCGGAGCGGUUCCGUAUCGUGAUCCACGCUGACAACACGCACCACGAAGUGGAUCAACUGGUGAACGCCCUUGGUGCCAUGUUUGAUGCUCGCCGCGAUUCCAAAUUGUAGAGAUCUAGACGAUUUUGAAACGUUUAUUUGUUUUUGCUGAAUUAAAUUUUCUGUUAUCCGAA